AUGGCGCUGUAUUUGCACGGCGGUAGGACAAGCAACACCGGCGCUGAUAAAUUCCUAGCGGAACAUACCGAGGUAUCAGUGGGCCGAGAUGCUCUCAAUAAGGCACAGGCGGGCGUGAAAGGAGGAAACACGUUUACCGUCGUAAAUAAACCAGUUAGCAACAUGGUUAUGGUUCAAGAAUUUGAUGCAGAUACGAACGAGCGCCUGUUUGUGGUCGCUCUUAUCGAUGACCAGAAGGCUGAGGAAUACUACCAAGAGUACAAUCAAGAUAGUGGUAUCGGUCUGAAGUGUGGUGGAGCAGAGGAUGAAGGGCCAAACCACUUCUUAUUUGAGCGCGCGUCGAGAUGCGGCCAAUUCUGCGGUCGAGGCGACGAUUGUACUGUAGACCAGCGGUGCCCCGCAUGCAGAUAUCGAGAGACGAGCUCUAAGGCGCGCCCAACUAUAUGCUGUCUCAUCAGUCCUGGGACCUAUCCUUGGCUUGAUCCCAACGCUUCUCGCGCGGCACCAGAGAAUGAUCUUCUGGCCCUCGAUGAGAUAAAGACGUGGCUGUUUGGAUGGGUUAAG
This is a messenger RNA of Clonostachys rhizophaga, 564 nucleotides long. NCBI's taxonomy places the organism in Eukaryota, Fungi, Ascomycota, Sordariomycetes, Hypocreales, Bionectriaceae. The record is from the annotation of a GenBank genome assembly.